Molecule: messenger RNA, 1780 nt
Organism: Saccoglossus kowalevskii
Lineage: Eukaryota; Metazoa; Hemichordata; Enteropneusta; Harrimaniidae
Product: A-kinase anchor protein 17A-like
Source: RefSeq, a predicted model, not a curated record
UGCAAAAUGGCGGCGCUGUGGACAGUUGUUUUUUUUAUUUUCCGGGGAUAGAGCGAUUUUAAUAGGGUAAUGUUAUUGUUGCUUGCAAAGUGUUAUAGACUGUUGUUUUGUCACUACGAAUGUACAGCUAAACUCAAGGGUGAAAUUUAGAGACAGGCACUUGCUCAUUGAAUGAAACAAUAUACCAACGGCGUUCCGGUGACGUUCAUCAACUUUUAGUCAGAAGACCUCUCUGUUGUUUUCGUUCGUGUUUACACUGUACGUAGACCUUAUUCACAGUCACUCAACACUGUAUCUGAAGUAAACUCAGCAUGUCAGUCGCACAGCUGUGCUCGGACACAUCGGAGGCUUUAGAGCUUCUUUCGGAACAGGGUUUACAUUUAAAACCAGUUGCCAGACUGAAUAUUUCCGUGACUCUACCUCAACUGAAAACUCCUGGAAAAUCGAUCAGCAACUGGGAAGUGAUGGAAAAGAUUAAACACAUGAUAAAACCAGACCUGUUCACAGUGUUAAAAGUUUCCAAGAGUUCUCUGGAAUUUAUCCGCUUUGAAGGAGAAGUGGAAGCAAAGACAUUACUGAAAACAUUAAUAGCGCGUCUUGAUAGCAAGAACAUUAAAUUAAGCGGUUUUACAGAAAUGUUAAAAGUACGUGCUGCUGAAGCAAAGGUGCAUUUCCCCUCUCGCCAUGACUGGGAUUCUUUCUUCCGAGAUGCCAAGAACAUGAGCGAGGCAAAACCGGGAGAACGUCCAGACACAAUGCAUUUACAAGGGCUCCCUUGUCGAUGGUUUGCCACCAAAAAGGACCCAGAUAAACCCAGUGAGUUCAUCUUGAGGAAAGUUUUUCAACAGUUUGGAGAGCUGCGUCAUGUGGAUAUUCCCAUGCUUGAUCCGUAUCGAGGGGAGAAUGUUACCACUGGUGCUCCCAACUUCCAGACAUUUACAUUUGGUGGACAUCUACAUUUUUCGGCAUUUGUGCAAUUUUUGGAAUACAUGGGGUUUGUGAAAGCGAUGAAUGCUUUCAGGGGUAUGAGAUUACUCUACAAAUCAGAAGAUGGGAAAGCUUACACUGCCAACAUUAAGGUUGAGUUUGAUAAAACCAAACAUCUAUCAGAUAAGCAUAUCAAGAAAAGAAAACUUGAAAGAGACAAACUGAUUGAAUUAGAAACGCAGCGAGAAGAAAGAAUAAAGAAAGAAAGGGAGGAAGAAGACAGAAAGAAGGAAGAAGAGAGGCAGCGAGUACAAGAAGAGGAAUGUGAAAGAGAAAAGAAAAGAUCAGAAAAGCUGCAGAAACGUGAAGAAAGACAAAGACUGAGAGAAGAAAGGAGACGACAGAAGAAAGAAGAAAAGAAAAAACUGGCUGCCGAGCGUGAAUUAGCAAAAAAGAUUGCACUAGAGGAGAGAAAAAUACUUAUAGCGCAUCGAAAAUUGGAAUCAAUGAGGCUAUUAACCGAAUUAUUAGACCGAGCAAAGGCAGUCAAACAAAAACAGGAAAUGGAGAGGAAACUUAUGGAACUGGAAGACAUGAAGAGAAGACAACUUGAAGAAGAAAAGAGAAAGAUAGAAGAAAAGAGAAGGAAAGAGGAACAGCGAGAGAGAAAAAAAGCAGAGAAACUGAAAAAGCAGGAAAUGGCUUUACGUGAAAAGGUUAUGAAAAAUUACAAAAUGAGGGAGGAGCAAAAAGAUUUGGAACAAAGAGAAUGUUUGAGAAAACAAUUUGCUGGAAAGACAUUGAAAUCUGCUGUUGUUAUGCCAUCUAGUACAACUAGAUAGAAAUGUCAUUA